GACGUGCUCUGGUUUAAUCCUAUUACACGUCAAGCACAAAGGGAGAUAAGAGGUUUACAUUGGGGUUCCUCACAGACUGAAUCUCUCUCUCUCGCUCUCCCUCGAGACACCAGGAGAGCUAUACACAUUUGGUUAUUUUGAUACUGGUGCUGACACUGGAUCUUCUGGCUGCCACAGCGUCUAUUGUGGAGCGUUGAAUAAAGACAUAUUGAUAAUAGGAUUGCCUGCGAGGGUUGAGAGGAGACGCUGCUGAUGAUGAAUGAAGAUCAGGUGAAUGACAUAAUCCAGAGAUGGCAAAAUACUCCAGAAGACCAUCUGAAGCCAGAGGACUACCAACAGUUCAAGAACUUGGGAUCUGCCUGUCUCGCCGACGGUGACGGUGAACAACUACUGAAAUUCCUUCAGGAUGAGAAAAACCAGGGCAUUGUGAAGUCUAUGGGUUGUGUUCUCAUGGCACCUCUUGUAAAAGAAGUAGUUAAAAAAGAGAAGAGCCUUGACCACUGCCAGGCUGCCAUCACACAUCUGACCAGGACUUGCAGCCCAGAUGAACUCCUGCAUUGCUUGCUUGAACUCAUUGAAGACAUUGAUCCUGGGGACAUUUCUGAGACCGUCUUAGUCCUCGUUCCACACCUUCAAACAGUGCUGCUUCAGCUGGAUGACAGAAAGGCAGCCUGUGUGGGCUUGGCUCUGACCGCCCUGCAGAAGCAGCUGUCCCGGCUGCCUGUGCCUUACACCCGGCAACAGGAGGAGGCUGAUGAGCACGGUCUGUGUCGCUGCUACAGCGCCUUGGCUGUGUUCAUGAAGCCGUUCAUAGAGGAGGUGAAGAGGAGAAAUGGGAACUACGCUUCCAUUUCUGAGGAUGACGAGCUGAGGACUGAGCUUCUCAAGUUCUGCAUGAGGAGCUUGAGGGAGCCCUUGCUCGAGGCUCAUCUGAACCGAAACAGAAAAUCCUCAAUGUGGCUCUUUGCAACAGAGAUAAUGGUCACGCUACCUGCAAUCCAAGAGUCUCUGCCAGAGCUCCUGUUCUUCAGCCCUCUGAGGAAAAGCACCCAGACAGACAUCAGUCAGUCCAAGGAGUCGAGAGCUUGUCUGGCUUAUCUGCUGUUUGUCCAGCUCAUCACCAUCGACAGCUUCCCGGCAGUAUUCAGUCCUGUAUUUGUUCUUCAGUGCAACAUGGAAUACAUCAAUCAACUACUCAGUAGCAAAAAGGAAUCACACUUGCUCAAAGGACUGGCGCUGUAUGCAAAAAGCUUGGAGAGUGUGCAGGACAACAGCCUCCCAGUGAGUCUACUGGAAUUGAAGAGCUUCUACAGUGUACCACAGAACCUGCGACAAGUUCUUACUGACUGCCCGAUGCAGCAUUUGAGAGAAUCGGGACUUCAGGUUUUACAGCUCUUCAUCAAAAAAUUAGAUGCUGAAGCAAAGCACAAGUUCUUCAGGUGCAUGUUAAAAACCAGCAACCACGCGGGAGUAGAGAGUUACAUAGUAAAGAACAUCAGGAAGCAAGUGGAAUUUUCUAUGGAGCCGGGUAAUGCCAAUAAAUGGUUCCUGGGGGAGGAGUUUCUCUCGUUGUUGGGACUGGUGUUCUGUUUUCCACAAGGCGCCGAGACAGAUUUGCUCAACAGCAUGGACAGGAUAAUGGAGAGUCUGAAUCUUCUACGCUACCUCCUCAUCAGAGACAAAGACCUGAGGAGCACUACCUAUGUGUGGGAAGAGCUGUGCAGGAUCAAAGACCAAUACCUCAAAAUGCUGCGUGUGUGUAUCAGCAUAUCAAGAGGACAUUAUUCCGCUGAACUGAAGGCGCUCAAGCAGGAUCAAAAGCUAAAAGCAAAAGAAGCCAGAGAGGCCGCCAGAUCCACCAGAUUAGUCAAAAGAAUAACAGUGAAACGUGAGAAAGUGUCCAAUAUGUCCCCAGAGGAGCAGCAUCAGGUGUUGCAGAGCGCUUUGGUGACAUUUGACCUGAUGGAGAGUCUUAUAUUCCGCAUCGAAGAGAUCACAGAGGAGAAGCUGAAGAUCCAAACCUAACUAAACCCAAACUAAAUUGAGGGGUUAUUUUUAUUAACACUGUUUUAUUUUACUUGCUCUGUUUGACCAAUACAAAAAACAUGCAUUGAAUAUUUUUUUUCUAAACAAAAGCUAUUGUAAAAAAAAUGUAAAAAAACAAUAGAACAAACUGUGCUAAUAUAUUGAAAUACAUCUUUUAAAUUUGCUUUUGUACAUUCACCAAGUAAGGCUUGUUCUGGUUAGCAUCAAAUAAAACAACACAAGUGUUAAGUGUGUGGAAAAAAAA
Molecule: messenger RNA, 2290 nt
Organism: Sebastes umbrosus (honeycomb rockfish)
Lineage: Eukaryota; Metazoa; Chordata; Actinopteri; Perciformes; Sebastidae
Product: glomulin-like
Exons: 18
Coding region: 253-2025 (590 amino acids)
Cellular component (GO): cytoplasm
Molecular function (GO): ubiquitin-protein transferase inhibitor activity
Source: RefSeq, a predicted model, not a curated record